Molecule: messenger RNA, 297 nt
Organism: Macrosiphum euphorbiae (potato aphid)
Lineage: Eukaryota; Metazoa; Arthropoda; Insecta; Hemiptera; Aphididae
Source: the annotation of a GenBank genome assembly
AUGACAAAACUACUAGAAAAAAUUAUUAACUCAAGAUUAAUGUGGUACCUAGAAACUAACAAUCUAAAUUCUAAUUUACAACAUGGUUUCCGCAAAAAUAAUUCUACUUUGGACUCCUUAGCAAUUAUUGAAAAUGAAAUUAAAGAAACUUUCAAUCAAAAUCAAUACUUGGUUUUAGGCAGCCUUGAAUUACAAAAAGCCUUCGACACUAUAUGGCGCCACCGACUUAUUACAGUCGUUGCCAGAGAAAUUGAGCCGGCGGCGGCAGCGCUUUUCAGUAAGUGUAGCCCAAACUAG